UGGACUGGAGAGGAGUUGGGUCUCAUUGGGUCCACUGAAUGGGUCGAAGAGCACAUUCAUCUAUUGUCUCAAAAAGCUGUCGCGUAUAUCAAUGUCGACACUUGUAUAAAGGGUCCGAAUCUGAGUCCUGACGCCUCGCCCUCUCUAAUGGAAAUUCUACGCGAAGUCACAGAAUAUAUUCCGUUCAGAAAUACUACUCUUUUGAACGAAUGGAUUGAAUAUCAGGAAUACAUUAGUGGAGAGUUAGAUAAACCCAAAAUCCAGACCCUGGGUUCGGGCACAGAUCACGCCCCCUUCGCAUUCUUCGCUGGCAUUCCCGCUAUCAAUAUUGAGUUCACAUUUGAUAAGAAAAAAUACCCGAUAAGUGGUUAUCCGGCUUAUCACACGGGAUACGAGACUUUUUAUUUGGUCGACAAAUUCAUUGAUCCCGACUUUUCACUACAUAAGACGUGUUCGCAAUUGUUGGGAGUAUUACUGCACGCUAUCUCUGGCUCUACACUAAUACCGUACAGAAUCGAUGAAUUGGCGAAUAGAGUGCAAACAGAUUACAAAAACAUGUGGAAAAGAGAUCCAAAUCACGAUCAGUUCAUAUCGAAAAGUGACUUCAUUUACGACAAUAAGCCAUUAAUAGAUAUGUUGGAGAAAUCGAUCGCUGCGUUCGUGUCGGCGGCCAAAGAUUGGAGAGAAAUGAUAAGGGAUUUGGAUUUGAAUAAUCCAUUUCUA
This is a messenger RNA of Medioppia subpectinata, 723 nucleotides long. Lineage: Eukaryota; Metazoa; Arthropoda; Arachnida; Sarcoptiformes; Oppiidae. The record is from the annotation of a GenBank genome assembly.